Molecule: messenger RNA, 1699 nt
Organism: Phragmites australis (common reed)
Lineage: Eukaryota; Viridiplantae; Streptophyta; Magnoliopsida; Poales; Poaceae
Exons: 13
Coding region: 86-1432 (448 amino acids)
Molecular function (GO): protein binding
Source: RefSeq, a predicted model, not a curated record
UAUUAAUUUAUAGACUACUACACAGACCCUUCACCUCUCCAUUUCCGUGGGGGCGCCGUCCCGUUCCCUGUCCUCCUCAGAUCCCAUGUCCGCCCAGAAGCCACCACCGAGCCACGAGGCCUGCGGCGCGUACGCUAGCCCGGGCUCGACUCCGCCCGAGCCGCAGCGUGAGCAGGAGGAAGUGGCGGCACAGGGGAGGACGCCGCUGGAGAGGGCGGCGGACGCGACGGAGGAGCUGUACCAUCUCCGGGACACCUUCUUCCCCGGCGACCCCGCCGAGAAGGCCGCCGCGCUCCGCGCCCGCGCAGACGCCGCCCUCGUGCUACUCGACGCCCUCCCACCCGAGCAAAGGAAGUCUCCACAACAGCGUGGUGUUUAUGAAUUUUUUAGGGGAAAAAUACUGGAUGUCUUCCCUAAAUAUAAUAAGGAGGCUGAAGAUCAUUUAUCUAAAGCAGUAAAGCUGAAUCCAUCUCUUGUAGAUGCAUGGCUAUGUUUGGGUAAUUGCAUUUGGAAGAAGGGGGAUCUGGCUGCAGCAAAGAAUUGCUUUUCAUUAGCACUAAGCAAGGGUUCAGAUAAGAAAAUACUGUGCCAGCUCUCCAUGCUUGAAAGAAGUAUGGCUCAAGGUAGUGAAGACCAGGCACUGUUAGUGGAAGGGAGCAUUAAGCACGCAAAAGAAGCUGUAAUGCUGGACAUUAAAGAUGGCAAUUCAUGGUACAAUCUGGGUAAUGCUUAUCUCACUAGCUUCUUUGUGGGAGGAGCCUGGGAUCACACUAAGCUUCAUCAUUCGGUGAAAGCAUAUCAAAAUGCUGAGAAGGAUCAAACCAUGAAUUUGAAUCCAGAUCUCUACUAUAAUUGUGCCACAGCUGACAGAUACUUAGAGAAUUAUGAAAGGGCCCUUCAUGGAUUCGAAGCUGCGGCUAUAAAAGACCCUGGCCUUGGUGCUAAUACAGAAGUUCAGAAGAUCAUCAGUCUCCUUGAUAAGCUAGAGAACGCAAUGAAGGGACAAUUACGCUCCAAAAGAUUAGCAUCAUUGGUGUCAUCCUUGAGUGAUGUCAAUUUAAAAUCAUUGCACAAGAAAGCCACUGUAAGCAUUCUAUCAGAAGGUUUGAACAAAGCAGUUGUUGUUUUGGGGAAAGUUGUUCUUUUGAUAAGAUAUGAUAAUGUUGCUCCAUUGUAUUAUCUAACAUGUGACUUGGACCAGUGUUAUUUUAUACUGUCAGUUUAUGGGCUACGAAAUGAUGCAAUUAAAGAGGGUGAUCGGGUGGCAUUGUUCGAACCAUACUACAGAAUCCUGGAUACAUCAUGGAAAGAGAAGCACUAUCAGUUCAAAUCAAUACGAGUGGACUUUCCAGAACAAAUUCUUAUUAAUGAGAAAGCUCCAGCUCCUCACCAUGUUGUACGGGCUUCGAUCCAUGCACACAACAAACCGUGAAUUUCUUUUGUCAAAAAUGUCAAUAUUUGAUACCGAUUUGGUGUAUUAGACAUGUCAGCGUGCAAGUAGCGUGAACUGUUCGUGUCCCAAAUGGAGAAAAUUAAGCAUGAAAUGUGAUCAGUGUACGGUUUUGUUCCAAUCUGCUAGUGUUUAAGGUUGAAGUUGGUAGCCAAUAUUUUUGAUUGGUGUUUAUUUGACUUGCAGGAACCUUUUGACAUCUUGUUUUGCAUAGUUUGUGAUAUUAAUUAUGUGUAAUUUUUGUGUAAA